This is a messenger RNA of Aquila chrysaetos chrysaetos, 3292 nucleotides long. It is a transcript of the gene STK39, whose product is annotated as serine/threonine kinase 39. Bases 393 to 1874 code for a protein of 493 amino acids. The transcript has 17 exons. NCBI's taxonomy places the organism in Eukaryota, Metazoa, Chordata, Aves, Accipitriformes, Accipitridae. Gene Ontology annotation, biological process: protein phosphorylation. Gene Ontology annotation, molecular function: ATP binding; protein serine/threonine kinase activity. The record is from RefSeq and is a predicted model, not a curated record.
CGGAGGUGCGGCCGGCCGGCAGGCAGGUUACCAAGCGCUGGGGGAAGGCGGCGAGCCCCCGGGGUUAGCGGGGCCGCCCCCCCCGCCUCCCGCGGGGCGCCUCCGCCGGAGACCCCGCGCUUCUCCCUCGGGCGGAGGCGCGUGAGGGGGGCGACCGCCGCGCUCGGCCGGGGGCCGCCGGGCCCAACCGCCGCUCUCCCUCUCCCCUCAGCGGCGCGGGGCGAGCGGCCGCGGCCGGCGGCGGCGCCCGCCUCUGCCUCCUCCCCCUCGGUGCCCUGCCCCCUCCCUCCGCCGGGCGGCCGGCUGCGCGGGGAGGGAGCGCGGCCGAAAGGUGUUGCUGGAAGGGGAAGUUUGAAGAAGGUCGUCGGGUGCCUGGGCGCUCCGGCAGCAUCAUGGCGGAGCAGGGCGACUCGCCGGUCCACGUCCAGCAGCCGCAGCCGGCGCCCGCCGCCCCGGCCGUCGGCUGGCCCAUCUGCAGGGACGCCUACGAGCUGCAGGAGGUUAUCGGUAGCGGUGCUACAGCAGUUGUCCAGGCAGCGCUAUGCAAACCCAGGCAAGAACGUGUAGCAAUAAAGAGAAUCAACUUAGAAAAAUGCCAAACCAGUAUGGAUGAAUUACUUAAAGAAAUUCAAGCAAUGAGUCAAUGCAAUCACCCCAACGUGGUGACUUAUUAUACAUCUUUUGUGGUGAAGGAUGAACUUUGGCUGGUUAUGAAGCUGUUAAGUGGGGGUUCAAUGCUUGAUAUAAUAAAGUAUAUUGUCAACAGAGGAGAGCACAAAAAUGGUGUCCUUGAAGAACCCAUAAUAGCAACAAUUCUUAAAGAAGUUUUGGAGGGCUUAGACUAUCUACACAGGAAUGGGCAAAUUCACAGAGAUCUGAAGGCUGGCAACAUUCUUCUGGGUGAAGAUGGCUCUGUACAAAUAGCAGAUUUUGGCGUUAGUGCAUUUUUAGCAACAGGAGGUGAUGUUACUCGUAACAAAGUAAGGAAAACAUUUGUUGGUACUCCAUGUUGGAUGGCCCCUGAAGUAAUGGAGCAGGUGCGAGGUUAUGACUUCAAGGCUGAUAUGUGGAGUUUUGGGAUAACAGCCAUUGAGUUAGCAACAGGAGCAGCACCUUAUCACAAAUACCCUCCUAUGAAAGUGUUAAUGCUGACACUUCAAAAUGACCCUCCCACUUUAGAGACAGGUGUAGAGGACAAGGAGAUGAUGAAAAAGUACGGCAAAUCCUUUAGGAAACUAAUUUCAUUAUGCCUUCAAAAAGAUCCUUCCAAAAGGCCCACAGCAGCAGAACUUUUAAAAUGCAAAUUUUUCCAGAAAGCCAAGAAUAGAGAAUACCUGAUUGAAAAACUUCUCACUAGAACGCCUAAUAUAGCACAAAGAGCGAAAAAGGUCAGACGAGUACCAGGUUCCAGUGGUCACCUCCAUAAAACAGAAGAUGGGGACUGGGAAUGGAGUGAUGAUGAAAUGGAUGAGAAGAGCGAGGAAGGCAAAGCUGCAGUUUCUCAGGAAAAGUCACGAAGAGUAAAAGAGGAGGAGAACAUAGAGUCUCAGCCUGCUGUUAGUGACGAAUAUAGUGAAGUUCCAUGUGCAGUGAAUCUUGUCUUAAGAUUAAGGAACUCCAGGAAAGAACUUAAUGACAUACGGUUUGAGUUUACUCCAGGCAGAGACACAGCAGAUGGCGUUUCUCAGGAGCUGUUCUCUGCAGGCCUGGUUGAUGGCCAUGAUGUAGUUAUAGUUGCUGCUAACUUACAGAAGAUAGUAGAUGAUCCAAAGGCCUUGAAAACAUUGACUUUUAAGUUGGCCUCUGGCUGUGAUGGCACUGAGAUUCCUGAUGAAGUGAAACUGAUUGGGUUUGCUCAGUUAAGUGUCAGCUGAUGUCUGUCCCUUGACCCCAAGCCGAAUUGUGAGAUUGCGAAGAGGCCAGCUUAGAUGCAAAGGAAAAUUAAUGCACCACACACUGAGUUCUGCUUCAUUCUCUAGCAAUUCACAAAUUCAGAACAAGCAAAGCCCACAGCUACACCGCUGCUGCUAACAUUCAAAAUGCUACUAAAUGUCUCUUAGCAGUUGAUUUGGAUUCCCCCUAAAAAAGCCUGUGGAAGUGCACUCAGGUGGCUGUAUUUAUUGAUUACAAAAGGAAUUUUCUAUGAAGCUUACUUCUUUCAUAAACUUUGAGUGAUCCUAUUUUACCUGUACUUGUGGUUGAUAAUACUGCCUCUGUUCUGUUACAUUUAGAAAUUAACAUAAAUAUAAAAGUUAAGAAUUAUUAGCCAAACUUGAAUUCUGGUUUUAAAACUUGACUGUGAACUUUAUUUUUCAUAUAUUUAUGCAUUACACAUCCUAGUAAUAAGAAAAUGAUUUGACUUGAUCAUGUGCUAUUUGCAGUUAAUCUCCCAUUAUUUAAAAAAGUUUCAGGUAUAUCUUUCAAGUAUUUGGUAACUUCUAGGGGUUUUUUGAAAUUAAUUAAUUAGGCAUUAGCAAGCUUUUGUUGGUUGUGUGUCUGAAAAUGAGUCCACAAACUGAUUGUUAAGGGAGUGGGAGGUGCCUUGCAGACAUUGUUUUAAGAAUGUGCCUGAGGCUGCUUAAAUAAAUAAUCUCCAUUUUCUAGAAGUACCAUACAUAUGGUACAAUAUAUAAAAAGUAUAUAUAGUUAUCUGAGCAAGGAGGGGAUAUACAGUAGCAAAGGUAUUAGAGUAUUUUGACUAUGCUUUAUUGGGAAGUCUACGAGCUAGAACUACUUUGAACUGUUGUCCUUAAGGUAGACUGCUUACUGUCUCCAUCUCUGAUCCAACUUAUCCUUAAUGAUAGAAACCGGUUUCAUACAGGUGAUAAAAACUUGAAGAAUAGAACUGAAGCUUUACUUGAUGUUCUGCAAAAUACCAAGGUGGAGUGAAAAUAAUAGGGCUUUGUGCAAUGAUCAAGUAAAACUCUGUUACAAAGAAAACACUUCUGACCUAAGUAGUCUUAUGCUUAACCUGUGACAUAGAUGUUAUGGAGCUAGUGAACCUUAGACAGACUUUCAAAUUUGGAGACGUGUUUCUCAGAGGUUACAAUUUAAACUACUUCCUAGCUAAUCCUAGAUAAGCGGCAGCUCUUUAAUGUACUGAAAAUGGCAAAUAUAUAUUAUUAAGAGAAGUUAUUUAUAAUGCCUUGUCAUAAUCGUUGAGGUGUUCUUAGAGCCAUUUGCAUAUGACUCAAUGUAAUCCCAUCCCAUCCUACUGUUUACAUGAUGAUUACUCCAAGAUGACUGCAAAGGUUAAAAAAAAUAAAAUGAAAAUAAAAGUGUAUUGCACAAA